AUUCUACCAAAAACUAGAGAGAAAUCAUGAGAGAGAGCUCUCUGAAAUCUCCGGUGAAGUGACGGCCGCUCCUGAAGCUAACGGUAGAGGUGGACGACGGAGUUCUGGACGAAGUAUCAAACCAGAAGUUCCCGAUCAGGGUUGUUAUUCCGCUAAGACAUCACAAUCAUCCGAUCCGCUUAAUCACAAUGCCUUCGCGACACACUAGACUUUCGGGCGGACGACUGUGGGGUUUUUCGUCAAACGCUGGACCAAGCAACAUGUACGGGAAUAGUGGUGAUAGUUCUGACGAUUCAGUGAUUCCGUCGGAACAUGUGAGACAGAUGUUGGAAGGAUCGGAAUCGGAGUCUUUCAUGGCUACGAGCCCUUCGGUGACUUCGGUUGAAUCCAUUUCUACGAGAGAAAUAGUAGGUUCGGAUAGUUCAUUCGAGUCGGAUCCAUUAGAAGAUCCUGAGGAGUUUGAGGAUAUCGUCAAGACGAGUGUGGAGUCUGACGAAGUUGUGCCUCUAGUGGAUUUGGGAGGAAACACUGGAAGUGUUCCAGUCUCGGAUUUUGUGGUAAUUUCUGACGAUUCUGUGGAGGAUUUUUCGGACGAGUUUGAGGAGUCUGAGGAACAGAUAGCGACUGGAUAUCUCUACGGAGAUGUGGACGCACCUAUGUGGGAAGGUCCAGAUGGGGUCUUGUACGAGUUGACUUCAGGCGAAUCGGGACAGCCGGCAGUUUAUGCGAAUUCUCACCCGCCGUCGCCGGACAGUUGGUCAACACUUGGAUCGUUCGGCUCAUUGUCUCUUGAGCCAGAUUUUGCUUUCUCCGACUUAUCAUCGGAGGAAACUAAUUCGCGAGGUUCAGACUGCGUGGUGUUUUUGCCGACGGAAUAUGGGAUUCCAAGGCAAGCUUUGGCUUGCAACAUGGUGGCACCGAGUGAAGUGUUCGCUACACCGCCUGGUCCGUCGUCUCCGGAUUUUGUUAAGGUAUCAUCGGAUGAUGAGUUAGCUAAUGCUGAAGAAUCGGGAACGGAGUUGCCAAUCCCUAACUUCGUGAAGGCUGAAUCGCUUAGGGUGUCUACCCCGCCAAUAAAGUUUGCGACCCGAACUUGGUAUCCUGGUUAUCAUGGUGAAGAAGGUGUUGAGUCGUCCCAUGCGAAUCUUGAGAACCAUGUUGGCGAUCAAGAAGUGCCAGACGUAACGGCUAAUUGCGAGACUUUGUUCGCUAAUUCUCCGCGUGUUGAAAAACUUGGAGUGUUGUUUCCUCCGAACGAAACGCUUUACGAACCAACUCUUGGUUCGAGUUCCUUGGAUGCUAUGAUCCAGAAUAUGAUAGCUGUUGGAACCCUUGGUGUUGAACCGAUCCGACCACCCGAAGGUAUGCCCGUUUGGAAUGAAAGGAUGAGGAGAUCCGCGGAUGGAACCGUUGUGACUGAGUUGGAGCGUGAGGAUGGACGUAGGUCCGAACCUUAUAGUGUGACGCCGUUUUGCUUCACUUGCGGCCAAGAUGGUCAUUAUCCGAGAACUGUCCUUAUGUUCGUCACUAUCAUCCCUAUGCUCGCCCGUACGUUGUCUGUUUCGAGUGUGGUGAUAAGGGUCACUAUGCAAGCGUUUGUCCCAGGAAGUAUCCCGAGAAUCCCGGUCCGUCAAGUCCAAGUCCAAGUGCGUCCGCGAGGAAGUCGAAGGGAAACCUUAGUACUUACUAGGAUUUUCUCUAAACCUUCAACAGUUAAGUCCAGACGAGGUAAGUAAGGGCUCUAACCCAUUGUAUGAUUUCGUGUUGCAUGUUAGCAUCAUUUGCAUUUAAUUGUUUCUCUUUUCGGCUUGUAACCGCUUGGCGGAGCGUAUGACUAAGUGUUUAGCGGUCAUAAUCCGCGGUUGUAAUGAAAGGGUAUGUGUAAA
Molecule: messenger RNA, 1886 nt
Organism: Arabidopsis arenosa
Lineage: Eukaryota; Viridiplantae; Streptophyta; Magnoliopsida; Brassicales; Brassicaceae
Source: the annotation of a GenBank genome assembly